UCUCUACCUCCCGGCUGCUGGAAGCGGCGCAUGGAUGUGAUGGUCAUUUUUACACUCUGUCCGAAACCCUGAGAUUUUGUUUUAUUUUUUAAAUAUUAUAUUUUGAUAAAUUUUCUCUAACCGUCUGCCAGCUGUCCAGUGGCUUUCCAACCUACCCAGCUGGACAGAGAUGAGUAGUCCCGAUGCGGGUUACGCCAGCGACGAUCAGACCCAGGCAAGGUGUGCGAUGUCAGUCAUGAUGCCUGGAAUUGGACACUGCCAGUGGGCCGACGCUCUCAGUCCUCUCGGGGACGCCAAAGUGAAGAACGAGCCGUGCGCCUCGAGCUCCGGCAGCCAGAGCCGCGGGAAGAGCGAGCCGCGGAUCCGCCGGCCCAUGAACGCCUUCAUGGUGUGGGCGAAGGAUGAGCGCAAGAGGCUCGCGCAGCAGAACCCGGACCUGCACAACGCAGAGCUCAGCAAAAUGCUGGGCAAAUCAUGGAAAGCCCUUCCUGUCACCGAAAAGCAGCCUUUUGUGGAGGAGGCCGAGCGGCUGCGGGUUCAGCACAUGCAGGAUCACCCCAACUACAAGUACCGGCCCCGGCGGCGGAAACAGGUGAAGAGGAUUAAGAGGCUGGACUCCGGCUUUCUGGUCCACGGCGUGUCCGAUCACCAGGCCCAGUCCAUGUCUGGAGAUGGCAGAGUGUGCAUCGAGAGUCUGGGCCUUGGUUACCACGACCACGGUUUCCAGGUUCCUCCACAGCCGCUCGGCCACUACAGGGAUCCUCAAACUCUGGGGGGGGCCUCUUAUGAACCAUACAGCCUCCCCACGCCUGACACGUCUCCUUUGGAUGCUGUGGAGUCAGACUCGAUGUUCUUUUCCCCGCACACCCAGGAGGACUGCCACAUGAUGCCUGCAUACCCUUACCACUCCCAGGUGGCAGACUUUCAGCCCCAAGAGCCCCUCUCCAACCACCACAGCAACCCCAUCCUCCAUCGACACCCGGCUUCAGUUCCAGAGCAAACCGCAAACCUUCCUCCCGCUUACAUGGGAUGCCACAACCCUUUAGCCAUGUACUACACCCAGCACCCCAAACGCCACCCAGGCGGGGCAGGACAGCUCUCCCCUCCUCCAGACUCUCAGUCAGCCGACAGCAUGGAGCAGAUGCACCACUCGGAGCUGCUCGGCGAGGUCGACCGCAACGAGUUCGAGCAGUAUCUGAGCUCCUCCUCUGCGCGUGCAGACAUGACAGGCUUGCCGUACGGGCCGCCCGAGGCAGGCAUGCAAGGACCCGAAAGUCUCAUAUCAUCGGUGCUGUCAGACGCCAGCACAGCUGUGUAUUACUGUAGCUACAACAACUCCUAACCUCCUCGGCGCUACAAGGACACCUGACCUGACCUCAAGUCUCUGUUGCUAAAUUUGAACAACAAAAAAGCUUUAUUUUUCACUACAGACAGACUUUAAAUGUUUCUCCUUAUCUGUGUAGUAAUUUAGCAAUAAAAUAAUCUGAACACGUCCUCUUAUCUUGCAGGGAUAUGUAAUGAUAAAAAUAUACAGUCACUAUUUUAUGUGUUUUGUUUUUUUAUACUUUUGCACUUUUGAUAAAUAAAUGCAAACUUCCAAACUUCUUCUU
Oryzias melastigma (Indian medaka) is the source of this 1610-nucleotide messenger RNA. It is a transcript of the gene sox17, whose product is annotated as SRY-box transcription factor 17. The transcript is spliced from 2 exons. NCBI's taxonomy places the organism in Eukaryota, Metazoa, Chordata, Actinopteri, Beloniformes, Adrianichthyidae. Gene Ontology annotation, molecular function: DNA-binding transcription activator activity, RNA polymerase II-specific; RNA polymerase II cis-regulatory region sequence-specific DNA binding. The record is from RefSeq and is a predicted model, not a curated record. Bases 170 to 1342 code for a protein of 390 amino acids. Gene Ontology annotation, biological process: positive regulation of transcription by RNA polymerase II; heart development; angiogenesis.